GAUCGGGUGCCCAGCUCCAGCGCGGGAGGAAGUCUCUCUCACGGCGAGCGGAGAGCGAGGGACGCGCCCUGGGCGCACGCCCAGGAGGCCUCCUCCUCAGCCCUCGGGACCGUCCUUAGGGCGCAAGGAGGAGCUUGCUGGAGACUUCGAGGCUGUCCAGAGCCAGAGAGCCGGAGCGCGGCGUCUCCUGCCUCAGCUGGAAAGGGGGAGUGGCGCUGGCCGCCGGAGCUGGGAACCCAGCGAGCGCCUGACCUUCCUCCUCUUCUUCCUUACCCUCUUCAGGACUUAGGCUCUGCGGGAAGGUUCUCGCGACCGAAGGAGUCCUCCCUCCCCACCCCUUUUCCUAGAAGGCUGGUGAUGGAUCUCCUGCUUCUGCCCCCACCGGGGCACUUGGAGCGCGCUGGUGGCGCGUGAGCCGGGAACUGCCCUCUACCGCCCUCGGCGAGCCUCGGGCCGACGCCGCCUGGCAGCCUCGCCCGAGCCCCCUUGCUUCCUGGGCCCCAAAUCACUAGCAGUUCCGAGAGCUGGAAGAGGGUGGCCCUCAGGCACAGCCCCGCCGGGAUGUCCGCUCAGAGCCUGCUCCACAGUGUCUUCUCCUGCUCCUCGCCGGCCUCGGGCAGCGCGGCUUCUGCCAAGGGCUUCUCCAAGAGGAAGCUGCGCCAGACCCGCAGCCUGGACCCGGCUCUGAUCGGCGGCUACGGGGGCGAGGCGGGCGCAGAGGGCGGCUCGCGAGGGACCAGCGGGGGCCGCCUCUGCUCCCCGCUGUCCCUGGCCGAGGGUCUGAGCCCUCGCUCGGCGUUCUCUCCCCGGGGCCCACCUCCUCGGGCCAACCGCCUCCCGACCCCCAGACCCCUCUGCUCGUCCUUCUCCACACCCAGCACCCCGCAGGAGAAGUCGCCGUCUGGCAGCUUCCACUUUGACUAUGAGGUCCCCCUGGGUCGCGGCGGACUCAAGAAGAGCAUGGUGUGGGACCUGCCUUCGGUCCUAGCCGGGCCGGGCAGUGGUCGCAGCGCCAUCCUCUGCUCUUCCGGGGGAGGCCCCAACGGCAUCUUCGCUUCUCCCAGGAGGUGGCUCCAGCAGAGAAAGUUCCAGUCCCCACCCGACAGCCACGGCCAACCCUAUGUCGUGUGGAAGUCCGAGGGUGAUUUCACCUGGAACAGUAUGUCGGGCCGCAGCGUGCGGCUGAGGUCAGUGCCCAUCCAGAGCCUCUCAGAGUUGGAGCGAGCCCGCCUACAGGAAGUGGCUUUUUAUCAGCUGCAGCAGGACUGUGACCUGAGUUGUCAGAUCACCAUUCCCAAAGAUGGACAAAAGAGAAAGAAAUCUUUGAGAAAGAAACUGGAUUCACUCGGGAAGGAGAAAAACAAAGACAGAGAGUUCAUCCCGCAGGCGUUUGGAAUGCCCUUAUCCCAAGUUAUCGCAAAUGACCGGGCCUAUAAACUCAAGCAGGACUCGCAGAGGGACGAGCACAAGGAUGCCUCCGAUUUUGUGGCUUCCCUCCUCCCAUUUGGAAAUAAAAGACAAAACAAAGAACUCUCAAGCAGUAACUCAUCUCUCAGCUCCACCUCGGAAACACCAAAUGAGUCAACGUCUCCCAAUACCCCGGAGCCGGCUCCUCGGGCCAGAAGGAGGGGUGCAAUGUCAGUGGAUUCUAUCACCGAUCUUGAUGACAAUCAGUCUCGACUGCUGGAAGCAUUACAGCUCUCCUUGCCUGCUGAGGCUCAAAAUAAAAAAGAAAAAGCCAGAGAUAAGAAACUCAGCCUGAAUCCUAUUUACAGGCAGGUCCCCAGGCUGGUGGACAGCUGCUGUCAACAUCUUGAAAAACAUGGCCUCCAGACAGUGGGGAUAUUCCGAGUUGGAAGCUCAAAAAAGAGAGUGAGACAACUACGUGAGGAGUUUGACCGUGGGGUUGAUGUCUCCCUGGAGGAGGAGCACAGCGUCCAUGAUGUGGCUGCCUUGUUGAAGGAGUUCCUGAGGGACAUGCCAGACCCCCUGCUCACCAGGGAGCUGUACACAGCUUUCAUCAAUACCCUCUUGCUGGAGCCAGAGGAACAGCUGGGCACCUUGCAACUCCUCAUCUACCUGCUACCUCCCUGCAACUGCGACACGCUCCACCGCCUGCUGCAGUUCCUGUCCAUCGUAGCCAGGCACGCCGAGGACAACGUCAGCAAGGACGGCCAAGAGGUCACUGGGAACAAAAUGACAUCUCUAAACUUGGCCACCAUAUUUGGGCCCAACCUGCUGCACAAGCAGAAGUCAUCAGACAAAGAGUUCUCAGUCCAGAGUUCGGCCCGCGCUGAAGAGAGCACAGCCAUCAUUGCUGUGGUGCAGAAAAUGAUUGAAAAUUAUGAAGCCCUGUUCAUGGUUCCCCCGGAUCUGCAGAAUGAAGUGCUGAUCAGCCUGUUAGAGACCGAUCCGGAUGUGGUGGACUAUCUACUCAGAAGGAAGGCCUCCCAGUCUUCAAGCCCUGACAUGCUGAGGUCGGAAGUCUCCUUUUCCAUGGGAGGAAGGCACUCGUCCACAGACUCCAACAAGGCCUCCAGCGGAGACCUCUCCCCUUAUGACAACAACUCCCCUGUGCUGUCUGAGCGUUCCCUGCUGGCUAUGCAAGAAGAUGCAGUGCCGGGGGGCUCAGAGAAGCUUUACAAAGGGCCGGAGCCGUGUGUGCGCCGGGUGGGCCUCUUGCCCUCCUCGAAGUCGAGGGAGAGUUCUCCUGGACCAAAGCUUGGCAAAGAUAUGGCAGAGGAGGCUUUCAAUAUCUGGGGAACUUGGCAUUCAACAUUAAAAAGUGGAUCCAAAGACCCAGGAAUGACAGGUUCCUACGGCGACAUUUUUGAAAGCAGCUCCCUCCGCCCGGGGCCCUGCUCCCUGUCUCAAGGGAACCUGUCCCCCAAUUGGCCCCGGUGGCAGGGGAGCCCCACAGAACUGGACAGCAGUGCGCAGGCUAUUCAGAGGACUCAGACCACGAGCCCGGCGGCCGAGGCGAGGGCGCACGCCCCGGUGGCCCGCGUCUGCAGCACGCCCCACAUCCAGGGCGGCGGGCAGCCCACCCCGAGGCCGAGGCCGGAGCCGAGCUGGACUCUGAGCAGCGCCGAGGACCUCUCCGAGAGCGAGCCGGAGGGGGCCUGGCCGCAGAGGAGAGCCAAGCCUCUGCCCCAGAGACCUGCAGAGGGUACCAGGCACGACAAGCGGCCUCCUCCUCCUUAUCCUGGUCCAGGAAAGUCAACCGUAGCAUCCCCGGCCCACCAAGCCGCAGAGCCACCGCUGUGGAGGCCGCGGAGGCUGGAAGAAGGCUCCGGAACAGCUUCGCAGGAGGGAAGUCAAACAGUCGAGCCGCAGCGAGGGCACCAGGCCGCCCAGCAGAAAGCGAGCAGCGCCUACCCCAGUCCCGCCGGUGAUCAGAACAGUAAGACCUUGGGGGAACCCAACUGGCUCGACUGGCAGAGGGAGCGAUGGCAGAUCUGGGAGCUCCUGUCCACCGACAACCCCGAUGCCCUCCCGGAAACGCUGGUCUGAGCCCCCCACGCUCACCCCUCACCUCCCAAACAGCCUUCUUCCACUCAGUAGGGGAAAAAGUGGGUGUUGGACAAUUGGGCACUUACUUGUUUUUCUUCUUUUACACUUAAAAAAAAAAAAAUAAACACGAGAAAAGUCAGUUCACUUAAAGUUAGAGCACCCUAGGACCCUAACCCUUUAUAAUAAGAUUCUAUUGCAUAGCCAGCCUUCAGAAUAAAACAAAAAUGUAUGCUAACGUCCGAUCUAAAAGCUAUUCACAUUGGCUCUGUAUAAGAUAAAAUUCUCGCUUUGGUAUAGCUUAAUUGUAUUUAUGUGUCUUCAGUUUUGACUCCUGUAUAUUCUGUAACAGAUUAUGUAUGAUAAUCCUAUAUGUUAUAUUCACAGAAAACAGAAGGAACACAUUUUUUAGUCACUUAUUCUAAGUAAUGAGAUUCUAUAGAAUGUUCUAGAAUAUGCACAAGCGGGUUUCUGUGCUUUUGCCAUAGCUUUUAACUGGGGACAGCCCUUCUUUCAAUGCCUAAGAAUAACACUAACAAAGCAAAAUAGAACAGAAUAUGAGAAGCCAUAUUUUUAUAUAGUAGUGAGAUACAAAAAGAAUGUAGUCACUGAAUGCUUUUUCAUAUUGAAUAUGUUUUAAGGAAAAUAUUAAAUUUGAUACAUUAUGGAAUAUAUUUUUAGAAUCUGUUUAGAAAGAAUUCAGUUAAUGAAACAAGAGAAAGGCCGUGCCUGACAAAGAAAGAAUAAUUAAGAACUUGUCCUUCCCAUUUUAGGUCAAAUUCAACUUUAUAUAGACCAUAUAUAAUAUAUAUUUAUAAUGUACGAUUUCUAUGUAUUUUUCAAAACUAUAAACUGGAAUCCAACUAUUAAGUGUUUGAGUGAAAAGAGAGUAUUCAAAUUACAGAACAUGGUUUUUCCUUUUGCCCCAUCAUCAGUAUUAACCAAAUUAUAUGCAGUGCUUUGUGAAGUAAAUCAUAUUUGGAAAAAAACAGAGCUCUGUAUUUACUCUGUGCCAAAGGCUGAGGAAAUGUUUUCUUUGGUAAUUUUCUGUGUAAUGUAAAAUGUUCCUACCAUACUUCAGCAGUAAAUUUGAAGUUUUUCAACUGCAAAGCAAUUUUUGACCAGCAGGUGGCAAUUUGCUUCUGUAUUUUAUGAGAUUUUUUUUUCACUUCAUAAGGGAAUGUGUAUCAUAGAAAAAGAUUUUUUUUUUUUAUAAAACAUGCUACUCUUAAUUUUCAUAUUGGCGAUGACAUUUUCAGUGGUGUUUCUUCAAGUUCUUACUUGUGCCAUAAUGAAUAAAAAGUUAAAGCAAA
Molecule: messenger RNA, 4823 nt
Organism: Cervus elaphus (red deer)
Lineage: Eukaryota; Metazoa; Chordata; Mammalia; Artiodactyla; Cervidae
Gene: ARHGAP6
Product: Rho GTPase activating protein 6
Exons: 13
Coding region: 562-3513 (983 amino acids)
Biological process (GO): signal transduction
Molecular function (GO): phospholipase activator activity; phospholipase binding
Source: RefSeq, a predicted model, not a curated record